AUGACAAGAACGAAUUUAUUCACAUUUGGUGUCCCCAAGAUUAUAUUCUAUAUUGGGUUAUUAUGUGGAUGUAUAUUAAAUGAAACAGUAACAGAUAAAACAAUUUACAAUUAUGAAAUACCAAUCAAACCAAGAGUAUCUCAUCGACAGAAGCAGUUGCUAAAGUCAAUCCAUUUGCCAGAGAUUAGUUUUGAAGUUUAUGGAGAAUUUCCAACAAUUAAGCACUUUGAUUUAUUUGAAGAUGAGAUAACUUCCAAAUAUAAAAAGAUGUCACGAUUUCUAAAUUUACGAGAAAAGCGUGACUUACAAAACUCAGAGGAAACUUUUUUAAGUGAUAAACAUUCAGUUUUGAUUAAAAGUAGAAUUCAUUCUCCAUUGAAGAAUUGGGAUGAUAAAUUAACUGAUCCACAAUCUAAAAUAUACAAACUGUUAUCAACUAGUUAUUGUGAAUUUUUACUACAAAGUUUUCGGCAUGCGAAUACAAGUCAAUUUAAACAACCAAAAUGUACAUUUAUAGAAUUCACAAAAGGUUCUAUUAUACUCAACGCAAUACUAACAUUUAACGAAGCGAAUUAUUCACUAUUAUCUUCACAAGAUCUAUCAAAUUUAUUGAUAAAAGGCAGUGAAGAAUUAAUCAAUUCCAUAAUUAAUGAUAAAAAUUUUUCUCUAGGAUUUAAUUUUAAUGGAGAUUUUUCAUUCAGAUUGAAUUUUAGCAGUGAUUUUAUGGAUACAGAACAAUCAUUGGCAUCCACAUUAUCUUAUGGUGAAACCAUAGAUACAACAACAUAUAGUGUAGCUUUGAAUUUUACAAUUCAAGGAACUAAUAGUUCACUAACAUGGGAUGAUGAUCUACUGAACACCACUUCAACCACUUAUCAAGAACUAUCUCGAAAUGUUUGUGAACUACUUUUAGCAGCUAUGAGAUCAAUUUUAUCAUCUCUAUGGAUUGUUGAAUGUGGUACCAUAAAAUUCAGAAAAGGGUCCAUUGACGUUGAUGCUGAGCUUAUUUUAAUAGCGAAUUCAUCAUCAUUUGUUACAACACUUGAACCUACAUCAACUGUGUUAAAUGAUACUAAUAUAAUCGAAGGAAUAAAUGAGUAUGUUUCAACUGUGGAUCAAAAUAAUACAUUUGGAAUUUACAUUGAUCCAAAUUCAAGUAUCUCAUUAUCAUUGAUAACGAUAAGUAUGGAAUCAACAAUACCGUAUGACGAUCAGGUUAUAUCUGAUGUCAUAUCAUCUGAAACAUCUUCGUCUUCAGAUUUCCCAGUUAGUGUGUAUUCAACAAGUACAGGCGAUGUUUCUCCAUAUGAUUCAGAAGGCAACCUCACGAAAACAGUAGUAAUCGCAGUCUCAUCAAUGCUGACUAGAUCGAACAAGUCUUUGGAGUGGAAUGACAGUUUAUUGGAUCCUAGUUCCGAUUUAUAUCGAAAUUAUUCAGCUGAAAUUUGUAAUUUGCUUUUGGACAGCAUAUAUUCAACUAAUAUUGAGGGAAUAAUCAAUGUUAAUUGCACAGUUGUUGGCUUCUCGCGUGGAUCAGUUGUUGGAAAUGCAGUAUUAGUCAUCGACCAUAGUAGCACAAGUGGGAAUUUCUCAUCGACUGAAGUGACAAAAGACACUGUUCAAAAUGCUGUUGUGGCAUACAUAGCAGAAAUGGUUGCCAAUGGGUCGGAGCAAGUGUACUUCGAUACAUCAAGUGGCUUGACAGUAGAAACUGUAAUCGAUGUGGCAACCACUGAGGUGAUCACUGAAUCCCAGAAUACCGAAGAUAACAAGACUACGGGUAAGUAA
Messenger RNA from Schistosoma bovis, 1788 nucleotides. The record is from the annotation of a GenBank genome assembly. Lineage: Eukaryota; Metazoa; Platyhelminthes; Trematoda; Strigeidida; Schistosomatidae.